This is a messenger RNA of Sceloporus undulatus (fence lizard), 4232 nucleotides long. RefSeq names its product centrosomal protein 41 (gene CEP41). The record is from RefSeq and is a predicted model, not a curated record. Gene Ontology annotation, biological process: cilium assembly; protein polyglutamylation. Lineage: Eukaryota; Metazoa; Chordata; Lepidosauria; Squamata; Phrynosomatidae. The coding region runs from base 89 to 1210 and encodes 373 amino acids. The transcript has 11 exons. Gene Ontology annotation, cellular component: ciliary basal body.
CUGAGCGCCGGGGAGGCGCUGAUUGGUGGAGGCGCGCGAGGGGGCUGGAGGAGGCGGUGGAGGCGGGCGAGGGUGACAGUUGGGCAGGAUGUCGGCGAGGAGGCGCCUCGGGGAGCCUGAGCUUUUGACCAAAAGGAUCCCUCAGAAUCCUAAAUACCAGCAUGUAAAAACUCGCCUUGACACAGGUAGCAGUAUGACCAAGUACACUGAAAAACUGGAAGAGAUCAAGAGAAAUUACAGAUACAAGAAAGAUGAGCUCUUCAAGAGAGUGAAAGUUACCACUUUUGCCCAGCUGGUGAUCCAGGUUGCUUCUCAAUCUGAUGAAAACUCUGAAGUGCCACAUGAGGAGACACAAAAGCUAGACGAAGGUGAUGCUGCUCCUAUAGAAAAUAAUGUUGAAACUAAAGCAGAGACUAAUGGCAAAAUCAGCCCUGGUGAGAAACCAGCUAGUCCCAUCCUGUUCAUCAACAACACCGGUGCUGGGGAAUCAUUUCGCUCCACCUUACAGAGUGUGAUCAGUGGCGUAGGUGAGCUGGACCUGGGAAAAGACCCCCAGAAGAAAAUGGAUGCAUGUGCGAAAGAUGGGCCUUACCCUGACUGCCCCUUCCUGCUGCUGGAUGUGCGAGAGCGGGAUGCCUAUGACCAGUGUCACAUAGUGGGAGCUUACUCCUAUCCCAUUGCCACACUAUCCAGAACCAUGAAUCCCUACACAAACAACAUUUUGGAAUAUAAAAAUGCCCACGGGAAGAUCAUUAUCCUCUACGACGAUGAUGAGAGAAUGGCCAGCCAAGCAGCCACCACCAUGUGUGAAAGAGGCUUCGAAAACUUAUUUAUGCUCUCUGGAGGUCUCAGAGUUGUUGCUCAAAAGGUCCCUGAAGGUUUGGUGACAGGCUCCUUUCCUGCAUCUUGUUUGGUAGCCACCCAGUCUGGAAGUGCUCGGAAAAAAAACACCCCAAGGCAGCCCCCACCCCCACCAGCUGAGAAUAAAUGGAGAUUUACAGCUGAGGAUGUACAGAAGAUACAGUACUAUCUAGAACAGGAGAAGCUUCCAACAGACACUACCAGCCGUCUCACCCGUGGCACUUCAGCUCGAGAUGCCAAGGCCAUGGCUGUACGGAGCAGCCAGAACCUGCCCGCCCCCAACUCAACUGUGGCCCUCACCGCCCGCUCCCUCAGCAGCAGCAGCCUGCAGGGCAAGCCCUGGAGAUAGCCGGUGCCCUUUUCAAUUGAAUAAAAGAGAACCCCAUUCCUGGGGUCCUUUGAUCACUACAGUCCUUCUUUCGCUUUUAGGAAGGUGGUAUGCAGAGGACAAUGAGGAUGAGUGGGGAGGAAGUGUGGGCAAGGCUUGGCUUGCAGGAGGGGAAAUGCUAUUGGCAGGUAAUUCUGGGUAUAGGAGGGAAGUUGGUGGGAUGUAGUGGGGGGGCUAGCCUUUGUAGACAUCCCAACUGGGACUCAUGCCAGUGUUCUGCAAUACUGUUUCCUCAGAUCAUUGGGAUAUGAAGACUGGAAAGAUCAAAAAUAUACUUCUGUGCAACGGAGAAAGAAUACAAAGCUUUCUCUCACCAAUUUUUGACAACUUGAACCAUUCACUAGUUGCCUGUUUCCCCACUGUGAGCCUUUCAAAAUAUGUACAUUUGUGGAAAGCGUGAAGGGGAGAGUUUCAUUCCCUAAGAAACCAAAUAAUGAAAGAUUCAGAGUAUAAGUAGAAUUUUGCAAAUGAUAACAAGAACCAGAGUUGCUGGUCAGUCCACCAUCAAGUUUCAAUUUCUUUUCAAGAAGAUGUCUGCUUUUUUGGGGGGGUUAUGGUGGAGAGCAGCCCUUUUUCUCCGUUUUAUAGUUCACUCUUUGUGUUGUUGGGGUUUCAGGAUGGUGCCUAACAUCACUCUGGAACAGGGUAUGCCUUUCUUUCCCCAUGGGGUACUUAUGAGGCUGCCGCCAGCUAGAAAGGAGCCUGUAGUCAGGAGCAGCAGCAUGCUUGGAAGGGUGAAGAAGCUGCUUAGCCCUUUUGAUUUUUCCUAUACAAAGUCCCUCCCCCCCAGCUACCCCCUAAUCUUUAGGAGGAAGCUAUGGAGUGAGAGAGGCAAUCUGCAAAGAGUAAAUUUUGAUAGUAACAAAAAGGGAAAAGAGAUUGGAGACCUCAUCCUCACCUGCCAGCAUUAUUGAAGCUAACAGGCUUCUACAUUUCAUUUUUAGUUACUAAGAAAUGGGAAGAGAGAGAGAGAGAGAGAGAGAGAAGUUAGAAGACUUGUGUGUAUCGCCCUGUUUGCCCCUGAGAGUUUUUCCUUAUGGAUCUUAACCCUACAAAUUGGUUCCACGCCACCUCUGUCUCAGUUUUCAUUGAGAGUUGGCUGUGCAGGAAAACAUGCUAGCCUUUCCUCUGUGUUCUGCAGUGGCAUUUGAGUUCAUAGUUCCUCCCUCACUCCCCUUUAUGGUGAUGAAUCUCACUAAUGGCAGAGCAUCCCCUGUGUUUUCCAAACAGCGUUCUCUUGAGUUGCCAGUUUCAGCAUCAAGCAGAAACAGGUGUAAUUCUCUUUCGGCAAAUAAUCCUAUCUAAAUGUGCCAGUAUUGCAUGGAUUGUGGAUUUCUCCCCUGUAGAGGUCAUGGAUGAGCAGUGUAUUGCUGCCACUCUGAUCCUGCUUAGUGUUGACAGAGCUUACAGCCCACUCCUCUUAAGCCUCCUUGUAUUCUCCACACAUACCUUUUUAUAAAGACACAAUGCUGUCCCCAGGGGAUGGGCUGCCCUGCCUCUUUUCCAUGCUGUAAACCAGUUGAGGAUCUCCAUAAAUGGGGUCCCAGUAAGAAGGGGCUGUCCCCAGUACAUACAGCAUUCAAUUGUUUACAGAGUGGCAGUUCCAGUAUAGUGUUUGGCUGCUGAUGCCCACAGAAAAACCCAUAUAGAACUGAGCAUGUGCAUUCAGUCUUGAGGAAACAGCUGAGGUGAGGAGAGGAUUCUAGACUUCUGCUUAACUGACCUUUCCCCGAGAGAAAAAUCUGCAUGGCUCUUCAUCACAGUGUGCUGUUUUCCAAGUGGAAACUUUAAACAUAGAUCAUUCCACGAGAAUUUUCAAUGUUCCAUUAGAUGUUUUAGGGCCACAGUCUUCCCUGGAAUCCUUGUCCAUAAACUAUCUCUUUGUCUUAUUCUCUUCAACUGACCACAUGAUGGAAUGGAUGCGUGUGUAGACCCUUGCAUUUCCCCUCCUCACCUUUUCACAUUUCACAGUGAUUACCUGAGAGUUUCAAAUGAACUAUAUUUGAGUGUAAUGUAUUUAUUAUGAAUGACAAGACUGGCUGGUUGAUGUCUUCCGUGGGUUGAUGUGUUGCUUCCACCUAGUCUGCAAUGAUUACCUCCUCGUUUUUAAUAGUUUUUAUUUAUGUGGUCUUUCCCUCUCAAGCUAGGUUCUAGCUGUUGCAGUUUUGGUUCCCUUUGUAACACAGUCUGGUUUAUUUUAAGUGUGCAUAUUUUAGAGUAAAUUAAUAUAUUGCAAAGCAACACUAUCUAGUAGGGUCUGUGUACAGUAAAACUGUCCAGAAUCCUGGAAAUGGUUGUUCAGAAAGUGGGUUAGGCAUUUUUAAUGGAAAAGUCUUCAUUCCUUCUCAAAAAUACAAGUUCCAGGGCUCCUGUGGGGAAAUCCAGGAGAGCAAAUUCGUCUUCAACCAAUUUUGUGUUUAUAAUAUAGAUGGGCAGAUAAUGUGAUACUGUGUAUCUUUGGGUUUUUCCCCUUAAAUCUAAAUAUUUUAUUUGCAAGUGUUUCAAGAGUGUUCAGCAAGCAUACAGCAAUAUCCUUAGAACCACCAUUGCUGAAUCCACUUGUAAAUGUCAGGCACUUGAGUGUCUUUCUUUUCAGUGUGAACCUGCUUCAUGAGGCAAUGGAUUCUUCCUUUUACAUGAAAUGGCCAAGAGUAACCUCUUGUUUAUUUCAAAUAUGUAGCUCUUUGACUACAUCUUAAAGCAUCUUAGCCUGGACUACUUCCUGAGCACCAUCUUGUACAGCAGACAGACAUUCCAGCAGUUCCUCCCUUUGAAGAACAGCCUCUCUUAAUCCUUGGCAUUGAAAGAAGAACUCAAAUCUUCUUAAUGGCUUUGUGGAUUUUGUAUGUUUUGUUUGUUAGUAACUAUGUCCAAUGGUUUUGGCUGGUGCUGUCCUUUGGACCGAGGUGGGUUAAAGUGUUGUUUAUAGUUUGGCUUUUUAAAAUAAUUUCUGAACUCAAUAAAAAGAGAACCAUCUGCUGUA